AACGACGCCGUUAUACACCAUGAGAAGAAACAGGCCGUUCUUCGAAACAUUCAACUGAUUUACUCAUUCAGCAUGGCAGCGAAGGAGGAGGCUGAGUCCAAGGCAGGAGACGAGCUGGGAAAGUCAUUGAAUGUUCUCUUCACCAGCAUAUCCACCAUGGUCAAAUCUGAAAUCCAGGAGACGAACGAUACUUUAGAACUUUUGAAGAUGAUGAAUCUGAAAGUGGCGGAUGAGUUCAAAGGAUUCGGCGAUGUGGCUUCUGGAUUAAGAGUUUUUGUGGAGCAGUUGAAGCUGAAAAGCAGAAGCUUUGAUGAGUAUGUUCAACAGAUUGAUGCAAUCGAGCAGCAAGUCACGCAAUUAGAAGCCGUGAUUUCGAUGCUUGAUGAAUAUGUUUGUUUGCUAGAAGCAAAAAUGCGGAGUGUUUAUCAGCGUCAACAUCCACCUUUGUCUUCAGAAUUGAGCUUCUAAGGUUGUCUUGAAAUGAUUCUGUACAGUCUAGUUCCAAUGAAAUGUCGUUAUUUUUUUUUUUUCAUGUAAAUAAAUUUUGCGACUUUUUGGAAGGAGUCGCCGAGAUGGCGAAUUCCAGGUUGCUCAAGUGCUGUCGCGUCGCGGCGGUGAAGCCUGGCCCGGACUGAAUGAUGGAUCAACCUGUUACGGUA
This is a messenger RNA of Mangifera indica (mango), 659 nucleotides long. Its product is annotated as biogenesis of lysosome-related organelles complex 1 subunit 2-like. NCBI's taxonomy places the organism in Eukaryota, Viridiplantae, Streptophyta, Magnoliopsida, Sapindales, Anacardiaceae. Bases 73 to 468 code for a protein of 131 amino acids. The transcript is spliced from 2 exons. The record is from RefSeq and is a predicted model, not a curated record.